GUCAGAGCAAAGCUUAACCACAGUGACAGCACAUCUGUCACUGUCUUCGGUCACAGCAAAAACACUUAGCAAAAAGCGAAUUGUUUAGGCUUAGCAAAAAGCUCACCUGAGCUGACGGUAACAUAAUCUUUUAGGGAAAAAAGGCCGCAAAGGACAAGUACCCAAGGAGUGGAGGUAGCAGUGGACAGUGAUGGAGACUAUGGUGUGUCCGAUGGGUGGAGGGGCCACCAGGCUGUACAGUGCCCUGACCCAGACCCUCAGCAGCAGCAGCAGCCGUCCUCUCCCUCUUCCCCAGUCCCACCUCGCCCCCCACCAACACCCAGACGUGGACCUGGAUCCAGCUUUCUGCCAGGAGCGGCAGGGGUCCCCUGUGUGUCCCCCCGACCCCCUUGUGCUGCUCAGACAGUGUGAGGAGGCUCUCAGGGACCGACCGCCCCGUUUCCACAGGAAAUUCAUACACCCCAGCCAUGGAGACAGCGCCCCCAGCAGCCCCAUCAGGGUGAUGCAAUGGAACAUACUGGCCCAAGCACUGGGCGAGGGAGUGGACAGUUUUGUCCAGUGUCCCCUGGAGGCCCUCAGCUGGCCCCAAAGGAAGUACCUCAUCUUAGAAGAGAUCCUCACCUACCGACCUCAUAUCCUGUGUCUCCAGGAAGUAGACCACUACUACGACACCUUCCAGCCAGUUCUGGCAGGCCUGGGUUACAGCAGCAACUUCUGCCCCAAGCCCUGGUCACCCUGUUUGGACGUGGAGGGCAACAACGGUCCUGACGGCUGUGCACUGUUCUUUGAUCAGUCACGCUUUGAGCUUCUCGACAGCAUGAGCAUACGCCUCUCCGCCAUGCUUAUUCCAACCAAUCAAGUUGCCGUGGUGACGAUGCUACGGUGUCGAAUCACAGGGAGACGCAUGUGCGUGGCAGUGACCCACCUGAAAGCUCGCAGCGGCUGGGAGCGCGUGCGCAGCUCCCAGGGCUCAGACCUCCUACGUCACGUCCAGAACUUCAUCAAGAAAUGUCCAGGUGGGCCAACGGGAGCCUCCGGAACCGACGCAGACACUCCUCUGCUCAUUUGCGGCGAUUUCAACGCAAUACCGACCGAGGACGUUUAUCGUUGUUUCGCCCUGUCUCCUCUGGGUUUGGACUCUGCCUAUAAGAAGCUGAGCCGAGAUGGUCUGACGGAGCCGGAGUACACGACAUGGAAGAUUCGGCCUACAGGGGAGUGCUGCAGCACGCUGGACUAUAUCUGGUACACUCAGAACAAGCUGAGCGUGGAGGCCGUGCUGGACAUGCCCACUGAGGAACAAAUUGGGCCAAACAGACUACCAUCAUAUAAUUAUCCAUCUGACCAUCUCUCUCUGGUUUGUGACUUCAGCUUCAAGGAGGAGGACUGAAUGCAGGACAGGAGGGUUCAAACUCAUGAACAGAAAGGGAUUGGCUUCACCUGACAAGUGGGUGUGUCUCUGAAG
Messenger RNA from Myripristis murdjan (pinecone soldierfish), 1462 nucleotides. Its product is annotated as nocturnin-like. The record is from RefSeq and is a predicted model, not a curated record. The transcript has 5 exons. Gene Ontology annotation, biological process: circadian rhythm. NCBI's taxonomy places the organism in Eukaryota, Metazoa, Chordata, Actinopteri, Holocentriformes, Holocentridae. Gene Ontology annotation, molecular function: poly(A)-specific ribonuclease activity. Bases 191 to 1387 code for a protein of 398 amino acids.